This is a messenger RNA of Aspergillus alliaceus, 1663 nucleotides long. Its product is annotated as taxilin. The record is from RefSeq and is a predicted model, not a curated record. Gene Ontology annotation, molecular function: syntaxin binding. The coding region runs from base 205 to 1524 and encodes 439 amino acids. Lineage: Eukaryota; Fungi; Ascomycota; Eurotiomycetes; Eurotiales; Aspergillaceae. The transcript is spliced from 5 exons.
GAUAUCCUUCCUGUCGGGGUUGAAAUUGGAAAGUAUCAACGGACGUUGCGGGUUUGCCCCAGUACCACCGAUUGGGUUACUCACACCUCUCUCACCGUCCCGUCUGCGCAUUUUUCAAUUCCGUGAAUUGGCCACGCGACCGCCGCCGACGAAGCCGCGAUCCGCUCAACUUGCUCUUGUCCUACCACUUGGUAACGAUCGAUCAUGUCAUCUGCAGCCAUGUCGAAAAAGAACAAAGGGAAGAAAGUGGCCGAUCCCAAUGAGACAUCCAAACUCCUCGCCGCGAAGAUUUCGCAGCUGGAGCAGGAUGCUGCUGGUGAGAAGGACCAAGAAGCGGAAAUCGAGCGUGAAGUUAAGAAAGCUACACGAGACUUGAACCAGCUCCUAAGCAACAUCGAAUCUCCUAUGACUCGGCUUGAAACUGUGCAUAAGAAAUACACUGAACUCCUGGCCGACAUGAAAAAGCUGGAUCGCGACUAUUCUAAAAGCAAGAAGCGGGCUGAUCAACUGCAAAAGGAUCAAGAUAAAGGGAAAUCGGAGUUGAACAAGACCGUGACCAUGAAGGACAAACUGGAGAAAUUGUGCAGGGAGCUUACGAAAGAAAAUAAGAAGGUCAAGGAUGAGAAUAAAAAGCUGGAGGAUACCGAGAAGAAAGCGCGAUUGAUUGUAAACGAACGCCUCGAUUCCCUCUUGUACGACAUUCAGGAUGUCAUGGCUGCCAAGGGUAAUCCCCGGAGUGAAAAAGUUGACAUCGACCUAGAUGAAGCGCUACGGGCCAAGAUCAAGACCAUCGGUGAGAAAUUCGAAACGCGCGAAGUACAUUACAAGUCACUCUUGCGCAGCAAGGAUGCGGAGAUACAGAGCCUCACUGCCAAGUACGAAGAGCAGCGCCGUACUGCCGAGAACGAGGCCGCUCGUUGCCGUGCUUUGAGUUCGCAAGUUUCUACGUUUUCACAUACCGAGGCCGAGUUACGCAGCCAGCUCAACAUAUACGUGGAGAAGUUCAAGCAGGUGGAGGAUACGUUGAACAACAGCAACGAACUGUUUCUCACUUUCCGCAAAGAAAUGGAGGAAAUGUCGAAAAAGACCAAGCGCUUGGAAAAGGAGAAUCUCACGCUCACCCGCAAACACGAUCAGACAAACCGUAAUAUACUCGAGAUGGCCGAGGAACGUACUCGAAAUCACGAGGAACUAGAGAAGUGGCGAAAGAAGAGCCAUCACCUUGAAGCGCUUUGCCGUCGAAUGCAAGCUCAAGGUCGUGGCCAAGGACUUGCUGCCGAUCUAGACGGUGAUGACGAGGGAACCGAGAGCGAAUACGACGAAGACUACGAGGACGAGGACGAGGACGAUGAUGAGGGAAUCAGUGAUGAUGAGUAUGAAGAUAGCACGGACCGGGACAUGAACGGAGACCGCAGCGUACCACACCAGCAGCCUGAGAAGCCUGUAUUCGGGCCACCGCCACCACCCAACCUCUUGGAGGCUCGAGCCAACGGGAACAAGGCCGUGCUCAACGGAUGCCACUGACAAUUGCCGUUAUGGUUUAUCUGUUGUCCCGCUUUUGUCUGCUUUUUGUGGAGUAUGGUUUUCUUGGACCUAUUGCCUACCUUGGUUGGUCAUGGCUCUUUCUUCUGUCUGUGCUGGCAAUGUCCCAACCAGGCUGGGU